Molecule: messenger RNA, 7029 nt
Organism: Lytechinus pictus (painted urchin)
Lineage: Eukaryota; Metazoa; Echinodermata; Echinoidea; Temnopleuroida; Toxopneustidae
Product: PDZ domain-containing protein GIPC1-like
Exons: 5
Coding region: 151-1275 (374 amino acids)
Molecular function (GO): protein binding
Source: RefSeq, a predicted model, not a curated record
CAAUUUGCACGUCUUCAUUCAUUCGGCAAUAUCUCUGAAGUUGACAGACACCAAUUUCCGGAAAAUAAAUCGGAUUUGACAGCGAGUAAAGUUUACGAAAAGACGUUUUAUCUUGGAAUUUAUAUACCUAGUUUAUGUGGAAUAUACAAGAUGCCGUUUUUCAGUAAGAAGAAGGGGGACAAGAAAAAGAACGGCGGUUUUGCGGACCCUGUUUCAAACCCACAAAAUUAUAAUGGAGCCGGUGAUGAUACACCGACGCAUUCACCGUACGCUGACGACCCAUCGUCCAGAGCUCUCCCGACGCUACCCGCCGAUGCUGCUGCUGGUCAGCAGUCAUCACCUUCGAGACAGCCAACCACGAAUCCGGCUCCUCAUGCCCCUCCUCCUAAACCUCAACGACUUGUUUUCAGUGCAUUUCUAGCUCACGGGAGCCCACCUACCAAAGUAGAAGGAUUCACUAAUGUAACAGAACUUUAUGGGAAAAUAGGAGAGGGAUUUUCCAUGCCAGCAUCAGAGAUCCUCUUUUGUACACUCAACACAUUCAAGAUUGACAUGGAAAAAUUGUUAGGUGGACAGAUCGGUCUAUCCGAUUCAAUAUACGCACACAUCAAAGGGCAGAAGUUUGAAAUCGCGGUCAAUAAAAUAGAAGCGGCUCUUGGCCUAACAAUCACAGAUAACGGUGCUGGUUAUGCCUUUGUAAAGAGAAUCAAAGAGGGGUCGACAAUGGAGAAGAACGGUUACGUCGAGGUUGGUGAUCACAUAGUGAAAAUAAACUCUACUGAAAUGAUUGGUUGCCGGCAUUACGAAGUUGCAAGGGCGCUAAAGGACUUGCCAGUAGGAGAGGAAUUCACAAUGAAACUUAUCAGACCACAUAAAGCAUUUAAUGAAAUUGGACCACGUGGUAGUAAAGUGUCGUCAAUGGCAACCAACAACAACAUUGGUACAGGAAAAGCCACAUUGAGAUUACAUAGCAAAGGACCUGCUACAGUUGAAAAAUUGCCUGGUGAAUAUGAACAGCUGGCAGUGGGGAAAGUAGAUGACUGUCUUGAGAGUUACAUGGGAAUCAGAGAUAUGGACCUAGCUGCAUCGAUAGUGGACAUGUUCAAGGGGAAGACGGACUUUGUAGAGUUCAUGACGGCCUUCAACGAGAACUUUGAUCUCUUUGGAUUCCCGGAAGCAUUUGUCUUUGAGGUCUGGGGAUUCAUCAAAGAUGCAAAGGACAAAAGGCUCAAAGAUCCUUCCAGCAACUUAGUAGAAUUUGACGAAGCUUUCUAAGGAAGGUAAUAUUUGCACCAUCUCCCAUGCUUUGUAGUGAAGUAGGUGUAUAUUUAAAAUGGCGCCCAACUUGUCAACGUGCAGGCCUGUGCAUUUUUCAGUUUGGUAUAUGAAGGCGGUGCCGCCAAAUUAAGCUAUUUCCUGAGAGAUAUUCAAAGUUAUUGCAAAAGAAAUUGAUUGGAUGAUAAUGCAGUUAUGUUGACUUGUGGGUUGAUCCAUCCAUUGCCAUACAUAUUUUAAUCUUUGCCCUUUAAACUUGAAUGCUUUUAUUAUGGAUGAAUAAAAAGAUGAUUUGAACAAGAUUUUAAAAUGUGCACAUCUAACUUAUUGUCACUAAUGUAUGUAGUAUCAUAUUAUUCAUACAUGUAUCAUGCUAGAAUGAAUAAUAUUGUUAUAAAUGUACACAUGUAGAUCUGCCAGACUGAAUAUUCUAGGUUAUGUUCAAGAAAAUGUAUCAUUUAUUUUGGUCCCUAUGACCAAUGCUUUUAUUUUAAUACAUGUAUGUGCACUGGUCAGCAGUGGUCUUCAAUUUCAAAUCAUAUUUGCACUUUGCAGCUACUGUAGUGCCUCUGUACACUUAUUAUUAUUAUUUUAUUUGGCAGAAUAUCAAACAAGUCAAAUACAAUGAUAAAAAAUAAUUGUUACAAUAAUACAGUAACACAAAAAUAAUUAAACACUGGGUUCACCUGGAUGAGCUGCCAGGCAUUGGGCAAAGUUAACCAAAUAACUAUAGUCCGCGGACCGCCCUAACCCAUACCCAAUCCAGGUGAAUCCAGCACUGUGGUAUUUUCAUGCGAAAAAAAACAUAGCAUAAAAUUUCAUUCAAAGUUACAUAAUAUAACAAAAUGUUCAAUUACUCAGAAUCAAAACAUAAAUUCAUACAAACAAAUAUCAAUAAAUACACUGCCUCUGUACACUUGUGCCUAGAAUCUGUUUUGUAAAAUGCCUAAAAUGCAUUAUUGUGCAUAUCAAGUGUCUUGUAUAGUAAUGUUGCCAUUUAUUAGUUAUUAAGCCUUGACAUUUUUAAACCUCAUUUUUAUUAUAGUAUGUAUUCAGAAGCUUUUAAUAUUGAAAUUUAUGGAUAAAUAUGUGUUCCAUGCCACCAAUCACAUAUUUCAUAUAUUUUCAAAUUUACUCAUCAUGUGCGCAGAUAUGGGGUGCAUUUCAUAAAACAAAUAGUCAGUGAUUGUCUACAUAAAAGCUGAAAUCCUUGCAUUUGAUUGGCUCAGAAUAAAUGUCAGUAAGCGUUUGAAUAUUGAAAUGACUAAAAUGCUAUGUACAUGUAGAUUCCCCCCUUUAUAGCAAUGUGACCAAGAGCUUUGAUGUCACACACGAACAAUUUCUCCAUUAGUACGGUACACAUUUAAUUGCAAGAUCAGGUGUUUUAUUUUAUGAGAGGACAUACGUGUACAUGUAGAGGUUUCAAAACAUAGCCAUAUCCAUAUUUUGGGAUAUAUUUUAAGUAUUCAGAGGGAAGGUUGUAUAGUGAGUCAACCACAUAUUCAACACCACUUUGCGCGCAUUAAGAUUAUUGCAUAUAUUACAAAUGCUACGCUAGGGAGAGUAUGCGCAGUGUACAUAAGAACGAUAAGAAUCGAUGUUACAAGAGAGAGAGGGGGGUAUUAAAAAGGUAGGAAAUUCGCAGAAUUUAUCAAAAUUGUAUUGACCAGAACCGAACCCCACUGUAAUAUAGCUGUUCAUACCAAGAAAUCAGAUAGGAAACGGCUUUAGAACAAAUAUCUGUCGUCAGUCGUCGAAUCAUGUGCCGGAGCUCGCAAUGGAAGUAGCGAGACAAUCAACCAACAUGAUGACAUCAUAGAACCAUUUUCGAAGAGUCAAAAUAUUUUGCCAGCGCGACAAGAACCAUCCGUAAAAUUGGAGUAUGGCGGGUGGUCGGUCCUAAAAUUGGGUGCAAAUGAGCAAAUUUGAAAUCGUUGCAUUCGUUGGUCACCGAUAUCUACUCGCAUGGAAUCUGAGUCGUUGAUCUGUACAUGGGAUUCUGAUCUGCUAAAUUUUUCUGCACAAAUGAGAUGAAAACUAGGUAAAACUGAUAAAUAUUUUCGCAGAUAUGUUUAUAAAAAUUAGGUCCAACCAUACAUCUUUAAAAUCACUUAUUUUUUAUGCAUGGCCAAGAGGGUCUCCAUGCAGCAUUUAUAGUGAUCUCAACGCAGCAUUUAUAGUGAUCUUAACAGUCAAGUAGUGUUCAUAACUUUCUUAUUGCUUGUCCAAUUUUACUCAAACUUUCAUUGAUCUUAUUUUUGUAUUUUUCUGCUUUCACACAAGCUAUUAAAAAAACUUGCUCUAAAUGUUUCAUUCUCCUUUAAUCUGGAUAUAGAGGCAAAUCCUUUCAUUCACAUGUACAUGGAUCAUGGAUGAUUGAUGUUAAGGGACGAGAGUGGGGCUGAAAGGAUAUUAACCUACCCAAUCAUCACAACAAGAUCACAAUUCAUUUGAUGUUGUCUCUUUAUCAAGAGAUAAAAAUCUAUGUCCAUGUACAUGUAAUUAUGUCAACACACACACACCCAAACUACAUGUACAGUGAAAUGUGUACAGAUUUCUUUGAUGAGGCAAUUGGGGUAUGAAGAACAAAUAUUCAAACUUUGUCAUUAACACUGUACAUGUAUAUAAUUCCAAAGGGUCACUUGGAUGUACACAUGUAGUAGAAAAUUGUUUCAAGAAAAUAAAUUACCGGUACUUUAAUACAUGUCCAUGUACAGAGCAAAGUAAUGCAGCAGGGCAAUUCGAUAGGUUGGUGGACAUGAGCUUAAAAAUUCAAAUUCAAUAUAUAUAGCCCAUCUGAACUGUACAUUUUAAUAGUGUUUGCCUUACUUAUACUUAUUACUGGUUCUUUAAUUGAUGUUGAGGGCUUAAACCGUAACGUGAGUAACCUCUUUAUCUGCACCCCUAGUAAAAACCAUGUGUUCUUUAUUUUUUGAAUUAUAUACAAAGUUUGUAUCCCUAAUAUACUUCUUUGAAAUGGAUAUAAUCAACUUUCAUAAAAGCCUUGUAUGAGGACACUUUUCACUUAUGUCGACUUCAUUUUAUGCAUGUCCAAAUCAUGUAACGUGAGUAACCGACACAUUUCAAAGAUUUGCCAGGAGCAUAAUAAAAUUUCCCAAGUUUUGUUUUUAUAUAAAGGAUAGUCAGACUGCGUACUGUGUUGUGAUAAAGAGAUGUUUAGUUCCUAUAAAUAAUAAUGGAGUUACAGCUCCAAGUAUGAGUCAAGGUGUCUCCAAAUGUAACGUGGGUAACCGUGGAAUAGCCCAGCAGACCCUUACCUCUUUUUAAGUUUUUACAGAAUUCACAGCCAUGUUACAAUGUAUAUGUACUUAAAAUUUGUCUGUUAUGAAUGUCAAAGUUCUACCAAGGUAUACAUGUACAUGUAUGUAACUUUGCUUGACAGCCAAUUAAAAUAAAAUAACAAACAAGAAUUCCCUGGAGGUUACAUGUAGUGGCAAAGUUACAGACAGUUUUUGUAAUCAAAUGCAGUUUGACUGAGGUUAUGGAGUCAAUAUGGUAUUCAACACUACUUCCUCUUUCCUUAUUCACUUCUUCACUGACAAAGUCUGUUUGCCUACAUAUACAUAUGUACAUGUACUCUAUGAAUUUUGCCAUUAAUAUGAAAGAGCCGGUUAUUUAUGUACAUGUACAUGUAAUUAUUCUUAAUAGUCACAUUCAUAGAUUAUUACUCUGUAGUAGCUUGCCAUUACGGUGUAUUCUGUACUUGAAUUAUUCAUCAUAGAUUUUAAUUGUCAUUCUCAAUAAGUCCGUGACAUGUUUUGCAAUUUUUCCAGUACUUAAUCUUUGGGCAUUACCAAAUCAAAUUAUCAUGUGUAUUAAUUAUGAUAUGUCUCAGUACAUGUAGUUUGUCAUCACUGUUUAUCCUCUGUCUAACCAAAACAUUUUCCAGUCAUCGUUUGCCAUGCAGUGCACUUCACCGGUAUAUUGCCUGCAAGUACUGUACUGUAUAUUAAUACAUGUAGGUGAGCAUGAAAUGUUGAACUUCAACCUUAAAUCUCUGCGUUAUUUGGAUAGAGUACUGUAUGAAUUAGGUUUGAAGGCUAGAUUUAAGUUUUGGCUUGAGACUACUAAUCUGCAGUGGGUGUAAUGCUUUUGGAAUUUAGACUUUGAACCUUAUUCCACUAACAUCCCACUUCAAUAAAUGCUGUAUUCAAUCAAAGAGGUGUACAUAUCAUCAACUUGUUGAGUUGAAUUUGCAUGGAGGUAGUCCCACAAUUUCCAAUAUCCGCAAAGUUCUUUAAUACAUUCACUGAUAUUAGAACCUAAAUAUAGCGGAUGGUACCUCACUGAUUUAUACACGGUUGCCAUGUCAAGCUGACAACUGUAAAUCUAAGAAAUUGCAAAAGAAUUGAGAUUGGGCACCUGUUUGAUAAUGGAAAUCCUCUAAUAAUAGAAUUCUGAAUAAUAAUAUUUUGAAGGCAUUUAGGAAUACUGUACAUAGUACACUGCAUUGUACAUACAUGUAUAUCAUGUAGUGUUUACAAUGUAGAUCCAAAUGACAACACUACAUGUAAGAAUACUAAUGAUCAUAAAGGGAAAAUGUAAGCUUUGAAGCAUAAUAUCUACAGAUUCUGAAGGAAAAUCAGAGAGAUUCUUAUGAAUAAUAAAAAGUAAUGAAGUUUGAACAAAGCAUGUAAUUAUUGUGUACAAAAAUGUACAAAAACAUGUACUACAAUUACUGUAUCCCUAAGGGAUAUCAAUUAUUGUGGUUACAUGGCCUGUACAGUUGUACACCGACAUAUUUGCAAUUUAAAGAUAAAUUCCCAUUAAUUCGUAUUUACUUUCAACAAUUUUCAGAUUUUUAUGUUUCUGCAAUCAAAACCAAUUUUAUGCCAGGAUAGACAAGACUUCCUCUUUCAAUUUGAACAUCAUUCAUAUAAGGUAAUGAUGCAUUAUAGUGGUGUUUAAAGUAAUUAUUUGUUUUGUGUUAUUAAUCACUGGCCAAAACAUUAAAUAUUUUUUUGGAUAGUCAUUCUGAUUAAUGUCACAUAUCAGUUAUCAGGUCAACAAGUGAGUACAGGUACUGUGCAUCCUCAGCCAAACAUACAUGUACAUGUAGAAGUAUUUAGUAUAAUUCUGAUUUUCUGGGCCCCGUCUUACAAAGAGUUACGAUUGAUCCAAUCAAUCUUAUAUAUGGAAAUCCAUCCAUUUUCCUACAAGAAAUUUGCACAAUCUCCUUAAUAAACAAAGAAAAUCACACUGAAUCUUCAAGAGAACGAUGAGUGUAUGAAUAUACAUGUACAUAUACAUGUACAUGUACAUUAUUAUCUAGAAAAUUUUUUGAACGAAUUUGCAUUUUAGAUGUUCCAUUGCUGGCCGUCCAUAGUUGAGGUUGAUCGUAUCAAUCGCAACUCUUUGUAAGACGGGGCCCUGACCUUCUUUUCUGAUAUCAUACCAGUACUCCAUUAGAAUUUAUGCCACAAGAUUUGCUGCUUCUUGACUACUUGAUUUGUCAUGCUUCUGCAGGUCCCCUUCUAUGGGACUGUGCUUGCUUAGCAAAGUAGUUGCUGUUCAGAAUUGCUUGAACUUGUUGACCUUAUUACAUAAUUGAAAUCAGAGACCCAACAAUGAUUUCAAACAGAGUAGAAAAAAGUCAGUGCAUUUUCAUUCUUAUAUACAUGUAGUUUUUAUGUAUUGACCAAAUUGCAUUGUUGAAAGGGGUGUUGAGGAAGUAAUUCAUCCCACAUCAAGGUUAUGGUAGUCGAGGGUUUUCAUUAAUGCAAUGAAAUUUAU